AUGCAUAUUGGCUCGGCUUGGCUUGGCUUGGAAUCGGAUGUUAAGCAAGCAGAUUCAGCCAGCCAAUCAGAAAGUUUCGAAGGCGAAGGUCAAUUUAGUACUGUUUUUCAGGUUCAUUUAUCCAGGUUGAAGCUUCCAGAGGAGUUCAUCGUGGACGAUCAGAAUGGUUGUGAUGUCACGCUACGUUCGUUCAUUCGGUGGCAAAGAAUGCAAGCCCUGCUAGGGUUGAAGCUUCCAAAGGAAUUCAUCGUGGAAGAUGUCAGGCUACGAGGACUGGCACCAGUUUUGGAGGACAACGUAGGAACCGGACCGCACUCAACAUUCUGCCUUUGUCGAAUGGACAACGAGGUGGGCUGUGGUGGGCAUCAGCACGUUUCAGAUGGAGGUCUCAUGAUGAUCGUUCCGAUGACAAUUCGAAGAUAG
This is a messenger RNA of Helobdella robusta, 423 nucleotides long. RefSeq lists its product as hypothetical. The coding region runs from base 1 to 423 and encodes 140 amino acids. NCBI's taxonomy places the organism in Eukaryota, Metazoa, Annelida, Clitellata, Rhynchobdellida, Glossiphoniidae. The record is from RefSeq and is a predicted model, not a curated record. The transcript has 6 exons.